AACUAUGUCACACUGUUAUCAAUGCUAGAUCGUUUUUAUACAGCAUAGCAUAAAUCACAUUACAAUUUAGUUCAGGUGAAAACGAGAUAGCAACCCCUGGGAACAAACCUGUUUUAAAUGAAAAACAGAAUGAGCUGUGUCAAUAACUCUGUUAUGGAUGAUACAAAGAAAAAGAUAAAAGAUCUCCCACAUAUUUGGGUCAGAAAAAUGGCAACACUCCUAUCUGCUACUGACCUUGAUGGUGAUGGAAUAACCUCACAUGACGAUGUAAUGACAAUAGCACAACGUAUUGUGAAAUCGGCUAAUUUGCAAGGCGUGGCAUCUGAUAAUGUUAGACAAUCCUUCAGAGAGUUUGCUGACGGUUUGAAAAAAGCAGAUGAGGAUAUCUUGACAAAGACCUGGUGGGAACACACAUUGCAAUUAUGGUCAGGUGUAGAUAAAGCAGAGGUUGUCAAAGAAAUGCAGGCAUUUUAUACCAAACUUUUUCAGGCUUUGGACUUCAACUCUGAUGGUUUAAUAAGUAUCUCUGAGUACAUGCAUUGGUGGAAGGCCCUUGGUCUGGACCCAAGUCUAGGCAGACUGCAAUUUGCCUACAUGGACACAGACCAUGAUGAGAAGAUCUCAGCCAGUGAAUUUGUUGAUGCAGCCCUCGAUUAUGAACAUAAUUAUACUGAUUGUGACACAAAGAAUUGCUUUUUUGGACCUCUGGUUGAUUUUUGAAAUGUGUCCAAGAGAUGGCUAAUUCUACAAGUACACCUACAUAGAUCUUUCAUUGAAAAUUACACAGAGAAAUACAUGCAUACAAGUAUAAUGAAAAUAGGUGUAUGAAACUAAAAUAUAACAAUUCUGAUUCAUCACAGUUCCUUUUUAUUUAUUUUGAGAGGAACUCUGAUAUUUAUCAUAAGACAAAACAUAUGUUCCUGGCAAGUUCAUUCUCCAAAUGGGUUCACUCAUGUGUAAGAGUCAUGGGUCCAGUGUCACUAUACCUGUACUCACAGGGUAUGUACUAAAUUAAGUGUGACAAUUGAAUGCUCAGGGUAAGGUACAACACGAAGGUGAUGAAAUUUCUGGCAAGAAUGCAAUUUGCCUACAUGGACACAGAUCAUGAUGGAAAGAUUACUGAGAGGGAACUUUUGGAUGCAGG
Owenia fusiformis is the source of this 1144-nucleotide messenger RNA. NCBI's taxonomy places the organism in Eukaryota, Metazoa, Annelida, Polychaeta, Sabellida, Oweniidae. The record is from the annotation of a GenBank genome assembly.